Trichoderma gamsii is the source of this 852-nucleotide messenger RNA. RefSeq names its product F-actin-capping protein subunit beta. The record is from RefSeq and is a predicted model, not a curated record. Gene Ontology annotation, biological process: barbed-end actin filament capping; cell morphogenesis; actin cytoskeleton organization. The coding region runs from base 1 to 852 and encodes 283 amino acids. Gene Ontology annotation, cellular component: cytoplasm; actin cortical patch; F-actin capping protein complex. Gene Ontology annotation, molecular function: actin filament binding. The transcript has 3 exons. Lineage: Eukaryota; Fungi; Ascomycota; Sordariomycetes; Hypocreales; Hypocreaceae.
AUGGCUGCAGAUCCUUUUGACUCGGCGCUCGACCUCCUCCGCCGCCUGAACCCCAAACACACCAGCGAGCACCUCAACGCAAUCAUCUCCCUCGCCCCUGACCUGACCGAAGACCUCCUCUCGUCCGUCGACCAGCCCCUCACCGUCAAGCGGUGUAGGCAGACCGGCCGCGACUAUCUGCUCUGCGACUACAACCGCGACGGCGACAGCUACCGCUCGCCAUGGAGCAACCAGUUUGACCCGCCGCUGGACGAGGGCGGCGUUGGCGGCGUCGGCCCCGGCAGCAACGACGGUGCCGGCGAGGGCGCCAUUCCGAACGAGAGGGUGCGCAAGAUGGAAAUCAAGGCCAACGAGGCGUUUGACGUUUACCGAGAGCUGUACUACGAGGGAGGUGUGAGCAGUGUUUAUCUGUGGAACUUGGAUGACGGCUUUGCUGGCGUGGUUUUGGUGAAGAAAUCUGCCACGCCAGGCUCCAACACCGAAGGCGUCUGGGACUCCAUCCACGUCUUCGAGGCCAUCGAGCGCGGCCGCACCACGCACUACAAGCUCACCUCGACCGUCAUCCUCUCGCUCUCUACAAAUGUCGAGAGCACCGUCGGCGACAUGGACCUCAGCGGCAACAUGACCCGCCAGGUCGAGCAGGACCUGCCCGUCGAGAACGACGACAGCCACAUUGCAAACGUCGGCCGCCUCGUCGAGGACAUGGAGCUCAAGAUGCGCAACCUGCUGCAGGACGUGUAUUUCGGAAAGGCAAAGGACGUGGUGGGCGAUUUGCGGAGCGUGGGCAGCUUGAGCGAUGGGGCUAAGGAGCGGGAGACGCAGCGGGAGCUUAUUGGCAGCAUGAAGCGAUGA